CAGCGCGGGAGCGGCACGUAGGGAAGAGCCCUGUCCCCGGAACGACUAGAACGAACCAUUCCAAUGCGAAGGGGUGGGCGAAGAUCUCAUGUUAAAAGAGCAGGGGAAAGGCGCUCACGGUGCUGGCGCCGCGGACCGGAGCUGAGUCGGGUCAAUUCAAGUCAUGCAGGUUGUAAGAAACGCGGGGUCUCGCCUCCUGUGGUCAUGGGCUUGGCCACCGACGAGCAGGGUCGUGGCCCGGGCGCCGGCUCCCUCCAUCCAUACGGGUGUCCACCAGCUGCAAGACGCCGCGGCCAGGAAGGAAGCUGAAGAGAAGACCGCAGCUCCAGCUCCCGCUCUGAGCCGCAGCAGCUUCAGCAUUUAUCCUCCGAUUCCAGGACAGGAGAACUCUCUGAGGUGGGCAGGAAAGAAAUUUGAAGAGAUCCCAAUCGCACACAUUAAAGCAUCCUACAACAACACACAGAUCCAGGUAGUCUCCGCCACAAACCAGCCCCUUGCCCGCACUUCCUGUGGCACAGAGGGGUUUCGGAAUGCCAAGAAGGGCACGGGCAUUGCAGCACAAACAGCAGGCAUAGCUGCUGCGGCGAAAGCUGCAGGGAAGGGCGUGACCCACAUCCGAGUGGUGGUGAAAGGCCUGGGGCCAGGGCGCUUGUCUGCCAUCAAGGGACUGACGAUGGGCGGCCUGGCAGUGAUCUCCAUCACAGACAACACCCCCAUCCCCCACAACGGCUGCCGCCCCAGGAAGGCUCGGAGGCUGUGACGGGAAGGCGGCCUGCGCCUGCGCCUGCCUCAGUGCCACCUCCAGCUGGACCUUGUAGAAAGCACACUGUGGGAGCUGUCUCAGAGGCGGGCCUGUUGGACGUCCUUCAGACAGUAAGGGAGAGCCUUGCCACCUCCCGUAGUGGCCGUUUUUGUACUUUUCCCCGGAGAUCGGCACGCCCACAUGUGAGGCCAUGCUUCUCUCCGACACAAGGAGAGCCACAGGGGCAGCUGUGGCCCAGGCUCCAACCAGUAAAUGCUGCCCUACUCUAAAAAAAUAAAAGAGUGUCUCUACCAUC
Molecule: messenger RNA, 1058 nt
Organism: Rhinolophus ferrumequinum (greater horseshoe bat)
Lineage: Eukaryota; Metazoa; Chordata; Mammalia; Chiroptera; Rhinolophidae
Gene: MRPS11
Product: mitochondrial ribosomal protein S11
Exons: 7
Coding region: 164-760 (198 amino acids)
Biological process (GO): maturation of SSU-rRNA from tricistronic rRNA transcript (SSU-rRNA, 5.8S rRNA, LSU-rRNA); translation; ribosomal small subunit assembly
Cellular component (GO): ribosome; mitochondrial small ribosomal subunit
Molecular function (GO): structural constituent of ribosome; small ribosomal subunit rRNA binding; mRNA 5'-UTR binding
Source: RefSeq, a predicted model, not a curated record